UUUUUUUUUUAUUUUUGUUCUUCGUACUGAUUUACAACAAACAAGAUCAAUGUCAACGGAACAGAAAUUACCCAAUAUAUUAGUGACUGGCACACCAGGGACAGGGAAAACGACCACCAGUGAAAUGAUAGCUCAAGUGACGGGUCUAACACAUAUCAAUGUAGGUGAACUAGUCAAAUCCAAACAAUUCUAUGAAGGUUACAUGGAAGAAUACGAUACCCAUAUCUUGGAUGAAGACAAGCUAUUGGAUGAACUGGAGGAUAUUAUGCAAGAAGGUGGAAAAGUAGUAGAUUAUCAUACCUGUGAACUUUUCCCAGAACGAUGGUUCGAUCUUGUUUUAGUAUUACGGGCACAAACUCAUACUUUAUUUGAUCGUAUGGAAAAGAGAGGAUACAAUCAGAAGAAACGGGACGAAAAUAUGGAAUGUGAAAUCAUGCAAGUCGUCUUGGAAGAGGCACGCGAAUCAUAUGUUCCAGAAAUAGUAGUAGAAUUACAAAGCGAUACGGUGGAUGACAUGGAAUCAAACGUGGAUAGGGUAAAGUUAUGGUUGGAUGCAUGGAAGAAACAACAUGGUUAUGAUGGAUAGUCUUAUUUUUGUUAAAUUUUAGAAUAAUUAAAUUGUAUAUUACGCUUAUUUAUAAUAAAAGUUUAUGGUUGAUGCGAACGCUCAUUAAAAAUAGAAA
Molecule: messenger RNA, 683 nt
Organism: Halteromyces radiatus
Lineage: Eukaryota; Fungi; Mucoromycota; Mucoromycetes; Mucorales; Cunninghamellaceae
Product: AAA domain-containing protein
Exons: 2
Coding region: 50-586 (178 amino acids)
Cellular component (GO): nucleus; cytoplasm
Molecular function (GO): AMP kinase activity; ATP binding; ATP hydrolysis activity
Source: RefSeq, a predicted model, not a curated record